Molecule: messenger RNA, 1696 nt
Organism: Fimicolochytrium jonesii
Lineage: Eukaryota; Fungi; Chytridiomycota; Chytridiomycetes; Spizellomycetales; Powellomycetaceae
Product: WD40-repeat-containing domain protein
Exons: 2
Coding region: 109-1572 (487 amino acids)
Molecular function (GO): protein binding
Source: RefSeq, a predicted model, not a curated record
CUUGUUUUUUCGACGUUCACAUAACUGGGAUUCCUUGCGAAAAACAUGGUAUAUAUAUACAAGACGCCGUGAAGCACAUAUCCGAAAGAUUGCCACAGUUUCAAGAGAAUGACCACCGACGCCCCUCACCUAUUCCGCAUAAUAGUGGGAACCUACGAGCGUCUGCUCUACGGUUGCGACGUACAGAAGCAGUCGGCUGAGGCAGAUAGCUCAGUGAACACCGUCACCGUGACACCAGUCUUCAUCUAUCCCGCACACAUUUCGUGUAUAAAAGCAGCCGCUGCCUCCAACCGCUUCCUCGCCACGGGCUCCACCGACGAACACAUCAAGCUCUACGACCUCCGCAUUCGAAAAGAAGUCGGAACACUCAUGCACCAUUCGGGGACCACUACCAGUUUACAAUUCUACAAAAAGACGCACUUGUUUACAGCCAGCGAGGACGGCACUAUUGCGAUUGUGAGGACGAGCGAUUGGGAGGUGCUAAAGACGCUCGAUGGGCACAAACGUGCCGUGAACUGGAUCGAUGUGCAUCCUUCCGGGAAAGUGCUGUUGAGUGUCGGUGGGGACGGGACGAUGAAAUGCUGGGAUCUAGCGAAAGGCGCUUGCGCCUACUCGAUGAAAUUGCCGAAAGUUGGGGACCGGGUCAAAUGGAGCCCAAGUGGCUCGCAUUACGCCAUCUUGAUGGGCAAUUUGGUCCACGUGCACGCCGUGGAGGACGCCGAACUGGUCGGAAAGGUUGAGAGUGUGGGGAGGAUAAAUGCGAUCGUGUUUACCACGAUACGGAAUCCGGAAAAGCCUACCGAGACGUUGGAGGUGAUUGUAACGGGAAGCGAGGAUAGGUCCUUAGGCGUGUACGCUCCGACCGGCACGCCGCUUUUCCGAUGGAACAGUGGCCAUGGGAACCGUAUUAAAGAUAUUGACGCGUACGUCGCCGGAGACGCCGAGGCCACCACUUACGUCGUGUCCUGUUCGUCGGAUGGUGGGGUGAGAGUAUGGGAUCUCGCCAAUGUUCGCACCCAGUUACCCGCCAUCAAACACUCGACCACCGAAGAGUCUUCCACCACAAUAAAAGUGACCGCACGAUUGAAUCUCCCGGAAGCCACGCCUAUCGGGGAGUACAUCGCCGCACGGUCCCGCCUCACGUGUCUCACAAUCGCGUCCCCUGCUGAACCUACUCGUCGAGGAACCGCAUCACAAGCAAGUAAAGCAAGCGCUGAUCAGGCAGCAGACGGCAACCGGUCGGAAGCGGAAUCAGACUAUGACGACCCGACCACCGCCAAGCCAACUGUUACCGUCUCCUUUGGCGAUGCGAAGGACACGCCGAAGGACGAUGAUACAUCGAAAGUUGUGAAGAAUCUAAAGAAGAGGAAGGAGGCGCCGUCAACCUCGCCGGCGGAUCAACAACCGAACAAAAAGAGGGGCCCCAAGCCAGUCAAAAAAGGCAAGGGCAAGGAUGCGGCUGGUGCCGGUGCUGGGGCUGGUGGAGAGGGGAAAGGAAAGCCGGCUGCUAAAGGGAAAGGGAAGGAAGCUGCCCUUGCCAAGUUUCAGAAACGGCAGGAGGCCAAAAAGUAGUGCCUAGUUACGUAGACUUGAAUAAUUCCAGGCCGUUCACCCUGAUCCCGAUGUAAAUUUAGCAUAUGUAAUUUAAAAGCACUGUUCAUCUCCAAAACCUCAAUUCGAACCCGUCUAGAAAGAA